Cyanidioschyzon merolae strain 10D is the source of this 528-nucleotide messenger RNA. RefSeq lists its product as hypothetical. Bases 1 to 528 code for a protein of 175 amino acids. NCBI's taxonomy places the organism in Eukaryota, Rhodophyta, Bangiophyceae, Cyanidiales, Cyanidiaceae. The record is from RefSeq and is a predicted model, not a curated record. The transcript has a single exon.
AUGUUCGUAGAAACAUUUAGUUUGCUGUCGCGUCCGCGGCUGCGCGUGUACUGCCAAAGCCCUCGUCGUCCUGUGCAGCCGGGGCUCUCCAGCGUGGCCCCGGCGCGAACGCUGAACGGAGUGUUGAGGCGGCUUGUGGCAUCCUUGGCAGCGUCUCCUGAAGAAAAAGAGCCUGGUGAGAACGGUCCGCGUAACAGUGGGGACUCUUCUGGAGAAAUGGCGGUCAUCAGCCGAAAAAAGUGGCCUCGAGACAAUCGCGACAAACUGCCUUUUGAUGUUUACGUCACGACGCCUCCGCCGUACUACCUCGGGCAGUUCAAGCUCGAUCCUCGUGUCCAUAACGGAGAUAUUCUCGAGUUCCAGAAUCAUGCCUACGUGAUUAAGCGAACGCGGCUGCAUUACUAUUAUCGGAACGGUGAGUUCCGCGUCGGUCGAAAGUCCGUAGACGUGAACACAGUUGCGCGUUCUCACAUUAACAGUUUCCUUGACCGCAUAUAUUCCCGUUCGAACGUUCACCGAUCUCCGUAG